This is a messenger RNA of Truncatella angustata, 531 nucleotides long. RefSeq lists its product as uncharacterized. Bases 147 to 497 code for a protein of 116 amino acids. The transcript has a single exon. NCBI's taxonomy places the organism in Eukaryota, Fungi, Ascomycota, Sordariomycetes, Amphisphaeriales, Sporocadaceae. The record is from RefSeq and is a predicted model, not a curated record.
GCCUCGAGAAGACGACCAAAGUUCAAACAAGGACAAUUAUUCUUUUGCUCAGGCCAAGGAUGCCGGUCCAACCCGAUCCCAAAUUGUUUCCCUGUAUAAUUUACUGACCCCACCGCAGUCACGUACACAGCCAUCUCACUAGAAGCAUGGCAUUUUUGAUUGUUGGCGCUGUUGAAAUGCUUGGACGAUCAGCCCCACCUGGGCCGUUACAGUACGUGUCAAAAAGUUUGCCACCCUGUCAAGUAUCGCCAAGGCGCCAAACCAAUUCAGGUAGUAUCGAAGGAGUAGAAUCGUCUUCUUUAGCUAUUCACGGUUACAAGAUGGCGCGCGGUCCAAAACUUUCAGAAUGCAUGAAAGCCCGAAUCUUAAAGCUCGUUCUUUGGGCUGAUCGCCGAAUCGGACCCAAAAGAAGCACCUCGAAAUCAAGCUCUCGACGAUUAAAUCUCACGUCGUAUGAGAAGCUCGGCGAGCUUCAAAAAAGAGUGUUGUUAUGGUGAAGUGGUAUCAGCGUUUAGAAUCACGCAGAUUGCC